Messenger RNA from Lathyrus sativus (Indian pea), 687 nucleotides. NCBI's taxonomy places the organism in Eukaryota, Viridiplantae, Streptophyta, Magnoliopsida, Fabales, Fabaceae. The record is from the annotation of a GenBank genome assembly.
AUGUGGAGUUUGGUAUUUCUAGCAAGAGUUUCCGGUGUUGCAGUAGCAUUUCUUGUUCUCUUUUGGACUCUCUCUUUCAAAUCCAGCUUCCUCAAUCCUUCACUUCCUCAACAAGAUCUCAUCUAUUCAAUUCUUCAUCCUUUGCUCAUGGUCAUUGGGUUUAUCCUCUUAAGUGGAGAAGCAAUUUUGGUGCAUAGAUGGUUACCUGGGUCUAAGGGGUUGAAGAAAUUAGUGCAUUUAUGGCUUCAAGGGUUGGCUUUAUCUUGUGGGAUCUUUGGAAUUUGGACUAAGUUUCAGGGAAAGGAUGGGUUUGUGGCUAAUUUCUAUAGUUUGCAUUCAUGGAUGGGUUUCAUCUGUGUAUCCCUCUUUGGAGCUCAGUGGCUAAUAGGGUUCUCGAACUUUUGGCACCGAGGAGAAGUGCGAAGAGUGAGGAAAAUGAUGUUACCUUGGCAUGUAUUUGUUGGUCUAUACACUUAUGCAUUGGCAGUAGCAACGGCUGAAACUGGAUUACUAGAGAAGUUGACAUUCUUGCAAACACAGAGAAAUGUAUCCAAACACAACACAGAGUCCAUGCUUGUAAAUACUUUAGGACUCUCUCUUGCUCUCUUUGGUGGCUUUCUUAUUUUAGCUGCUGUUUCACCUAAUAACUAUCAAUUCCUUCAAACCAAAAUUUUGUAUUCAUCUUAG